ACUUCACUGUGAUACACGAUUCUAUAAUUUAGUUAACUGGAGGUGAAAAUACUCGACUUGAACACUUGAACUAGACAUCGACUAGAGACAUCUAUUUUGAGGUUUUUAUAAUUCAAAUUAUUAUGAAUAUAUAUAUGGAGAAAACGAAAAAGGUACGAUCUACCAAAUUUAUGCCUGAAGAGACCAGUUUACUGAUUCGUUUAGCUUUGAAUGAGAAACAUAUUGUGGAGAACAAAACAACGGAUGCAGAAAUGUGGAAGUUGAAAGCAAAUACUUGGGCCCACAUUGCAGAACUUUUUAAUGCUUCUUCAGAAUGUUUUAGGCCGAUGGAAUCGUUGAAGAUGAAAUAUGAAAGUAUAAAAAAGGAAUUGAAGAAAAAAGUCAAUAAAAACAAUGCGGAGGCAUUGAAAACUGGGGGAGAAAAACCGGAAUUUAUAAAAAUUGAUGGACCUGAAAAAAAAUUGCUGGAUGCCCUCGGUCUUUCUACACACUAUAUACCAUCUAACUUGGAUUCUGAUAGUAUUCUUCCUCAAUCAUCUGAAGCUGAUACUUGUGAAACAAACACCAAAAGGGAACCAUUAGAAGCAGGCCAAGAAAUUUGUAAAGAGGAAAUGGAAUUUUACAACUUACAGGAAAUGCUUGAGGAAGAAAACAAUGUUGACUGCCAUGAGAAUCCUUCCGAAGAUAGUUCCAAAAUAAUUCUCAAGUUUGAGCCAGAAUCUCCAAAAAUGAUGGAAUAUAUUGAGAAUAACAAUGAAUCGAAGAAAAGGGUAUCGCGAAAUUAUUCACCUCCUACAAUAAAGUCAAAAAAGCCUGCACUCCAUAACCCGAGACAAAGUAAGGGAGAAGUUCUUAAUAAAGAAGUUGAAAAUCUUAUAGAGCUAAGGGAGGAACUACUCAGACACCAAAUCCAUCAUAUAAAAACGGAAGAGCAACGUGCGCAAGAAAGGAAUGAAAGAGAAAGAGAAAAGCAUCGAAAAGAAAUGGAGCUUUUAGAUAUUGAAAUAAGUAUUAAAAAAACCAUAUUAUCCAAUAAUAAUAGUUUAAUACAAAAAUAGUUAUUAUGUAAUAAUAAUACAUAUCUUAUUUCAAACAAUAGAUUUU
Harmonia axyridis is the source of this 1104-nucleotide messenger RNA. RefSeq lists its product as uncharacterized. The record is from RefSeq and is a predicted model, not a curated record. The coding region runs from base 123 to 1058 and encodes 311 amino acids. Gene Ontology annotation, cellular component: nucleus. NCBI's taxonomy places the organism in Eukaryota, Metazoa, Arthropoda, Insecta, Coleoptera, Coccinellidae. The transcript is spliced from 5 exons.